Molecule: messenger RNA, 303 nt
Organism: Trypanosoma theileri
Lineage: Eukaryota; Euglenozoa; Kinetoplastea; Trypanosomatida; Trypanosomatidae
Exons: 1
Source: RefSeq, a predicted model, not a curated record
AUGAACUCUCCAUUGCAAACCGUAGAAGUCCCUCACGUACUUUCCACGUUAAUAAAAGAAAAGAAAAAAAAGAACAGAACUCAUCAUCGACAUCAUCAUCAUCAUCAUCGUGGAGCUCCAAAUGUUAUUAUUCAUCAUGGAAAGCCCACCGCAGCCUCUAAGUAUAUCUACAGCCGAGAAGGAAUCACAGCAAGUGGCCCCAUCAUUAUUCAAUCCUCUCAAACUCCAAUAAAAGAAUCAUCACAACUCCAACAACAACAAGAAGAAAUAGAAAUAGAAAUAGAGGAAGAAGAAGAAGAAGAA